GAUGCGAGUCACCAGCCACCCCACUGCAUCAAUAAUUAAUUUGGAUCUUGUUAUUAUUAUUAUCACUUUGUCGCCUCCUUCUCACCUCCCCCGCCAGUUUGGAUCUUCGCUGGGAAUCAUUUCGAAAGGCCAUAUUGCUAGUUGUUGUUCUUCUCGUUGGACAGUUUGUUGUGACCAUGCCGUGAGCCGUCAAGUCUCCCCUCAGACAACUCGGAACUACCAGACUGGCCCGCGCCGCUUCAUUAUUACACUGGGAUAGAUCAUGGGAGGUUGAGUGGCCCACGUUAUAUUGUUGACCACAGGCCUAGGUGAUCGACCGCUUUGGGUCGCGGACUCAGAAUGUUCAAAACUUUUGCUGCCAGCACCUUCAUAGUGCUGGCAGCAGCAACAGACUUACCAUACAAUCCUUCGUCCUUAUGGGUGUCUACCACCGCUGCAAAUCACACAGUUGCCUAUUUCAUAUCGUCGACAUCCAAUGACGUUAAGUUUCAAUACAUCAACCUCACCAGGCCAUUCGAUGCCGUAUCGCCGUCCUUCUCGAACAUCGCUCCGCCCCCCUUCUCUCCCAACGAUGCAAAGUCGAUAAUUCCCAUUGCGGAUCCAGACGGCAUCCCUACAAUCUAUGCGGGGGAUUGCCGGUCUUCUAAGGCCGAGGUUUGGCGGUUUGAAACUGAAAAUGCGAAAGAUACGGCUGAUUUGAAUGGUAAAUGGCUCAAGUCUGCGAUUCAGCCAAAGAAAGGCAGAAGUGGCAUGCCAUGGAGAGGGCCAAACUACCUCGCAGCCGGGAUUGGAUUUUCGACCCCGGAAAGUGAUUCAGCUCCCGACCUUUACAUGUUUGCUGGGAUGUGCCCAACCGACGAAACGAGACUCAAGUCCUGGAUAGCAGAUGCUGAGUACUCCAGGAAUAUGACCUAUCUCCAAACGGCAAUGUCUUCCCCUAGUCCAGACUACAACAUUGAAACGUUAUCCAUCAGAUCUCCUCCCGUGGCCGAGGCAGGUUUCAGUAUGACCCCUCUUGUGCCUGCAUACUCAAAUUCAUCAACUGGUGCAAGGUUGCGUCACCAGAGCUUCGUUCUUGCUGGUGGCCAUACGCAAAGUGCCUUCGUCAACAUGUCACAGAUAGUGCUAUUUUCCCUCCCUGAGGAGAGCUGGAGCUACGUUACAGUCAACCAAGCAUUGAGUGAUUCAUCCCAGGCAAGGUUACCAGAAGGUAUAUCCGGAAUUGAGCCGCGAUCUGGUCAUACUGCAGUCCUUACUCCAGACGGCAGCAAAAUUAUCAUCUUCGGGGGCUGGGUUGGGGACACUUCUGUGCCUGCACAACCCCAGCUAGCUAUCCUUGACAUCGGCGAGGAUUAUGGAGGAGCUGGCGAUUGGACAUGGGAAAUCCCUCCAAAGAGCUCACCAGACGGACUCUCUGAAAAUACAGGAGUGUUUGGUCAUGGAGCUGCCAUGCUUCCCGGCAAUGUAAUGCUUAUAACCGGAGGAUACAGGAUACCACCUCGGUCGUUGAAAAGCUCGAGCAACGAGUUUGUAGCUAACGACCAGACCUUUCUCUUCAACGCCAGUUCUGGAACUUGGGUUACAUCCUAUACUCCCCCGGAUAUUGCUUCUGUUCCAAACGAACACCACAGAGGGCCCCUCUCUACAACGCUGCAGAAAGUCGGCCUUGGAGUAGGCCUUGGUAUUGGGGUUCCAAUUGCUGCUUUGGCUGCUGUGCUUGUUUUCUUCGUCUGCCGCAAUCGACGCGCCCGUGAGCACCGUAAAGCCCGCGAACAAACACUCCGGAGCCUUGCAUUAGGUGCUGAACGGCCUCAUUUUGAAGCACCUGAUCAGCAAAUGAUGCAGAUAGACUCUGCUCAGCACUACGGGUUUGGUGGAUAUAGCGAUAUCCAAAAUUCUCCAUUUGCAGCGGAAAGGACAGGUCUCUUGGUAGACAAUCCAAGUCCAACUAGAGGCUUGCGGGCUAGUGUACGAUCUCGAGGUUACCAGCCAGGCAUUCUGCAGGAUGACCCAAGACGAAAUAUCAAAUUCUCCCAAAUCCAGCCCAUUGAUGAAGGAGAGGAAUACGAUGCUAUACAGCCAGUUCCAGCAGGGGCGGCCGGAUGUCGGGAUAGCAAGUGUUCUAACAACUCUGAUCCUUUCAAAGACCCUCCUUCCCCGUCCAAGGACUGCUUCCCAUCCCUUGUGCCAGAGGAUCAGUCUAGAUCGCAGGCCAACGAUGAGAACAUACACGAAUGGGUACAUACGCUGAGCUCUGAGAAGCUAGAGAAGCCUCCAAGCAUCACAUCAGAAAAGCAAGACCGCACACUCUCCAACCUAUCUGGCACCUCAGGCACUUCAUCAUCCUCACAUCGUACGAAUCCAAAGUUGUUAGAUCGUUCAGUGUCACAGAGGUCCAAUUUUGGCAGCCCGUCCAACUAUGGUAGUUCUGAAAGGGGGCACACAGCCGAUUCUGACAGAGCAGUUCCUGGCCGAGUCGCCUUUUCCGGCAGACCAUCCUCCCAGCUCUCCUACGCUCAACUACAGGCAGAAGGGUCCUCUCUGUUAGGUACUAACCCCUCAUGGAUGCCUCAGCAAGACCCAAAUCAACCUGCAGACCAACGCCAAGGGCCUAUAACUUUAGAGCUAGCAGGGACCAUUCGGCGAGUUCUUGGCUCGUUAAGAAGAUCAGAAACAUCUGGAGGCUCGAAUAAAGCGCCUAACCAGGCAGAUUCCCGCGCAUCAAACCAGCGAAGUUCAAGUACAAGCCCAACAAAAAGCUUCUACAGUUUACCGGACGAAGAUAAUCAGGGUUAUUUGGAAACCGUACCAGGAGCGUCACAGCGUCCCCAUCGAGCAGUCAGCACAAGCUCUUCGGUCCUCAGGCGCAAGCAAGGUGCCAAAGAUUGGAAUGCAAAACGCAAAUCGGGAGACAGUUCAAUAUUACGACAAGGGAAAUCCCGGUAUGAGUCUUCACCCGCCGAGAUUGGAAGUGCAGUAGGGGGCGCAAGCUUUAGAAGCAGUGAGGAUGAUUAUGACUUUGACGAUGAAGACUGGGAUGUCGAGGCAGCUGCUGAGGGACGAGUGGUACAGGUUACAUUCACUGUGCCCAAGGAAAGGCUGAGAGUUGUCAACGCUGGCGCAGGGGAUACCAUUGACGAUGAUGAUGAACGCGAUGAAGACAAGAAAAUGAAACAAAAGCAAGUCGACACCAAUUAUAAUGACCAUGAGAAAGGUGAAGCGAAGGGAUUAAUCCCAGUUUCUGAAUCUAUGAGGUCUAUCGAUGAUGUGUUUACAGAUGCCCCUGAGGAGAGCAGCGAAACGCCAACAAAUCAGUAGGCCAGGCGAGGAGUUUAGAUCUUGGAGUACCUGUGUGAAAUUUUCUUCCCAUUUUCUUUUCUUGUCUACUUCGUUUCUUCUGUCUUUCUACCGAGAUGCUCUUUACGGGGUUAUAUGCCCACUGAUUGCUUUCAUGAUUGGCUUUUUUUUCUGGGAAAGGAUGGGAAUUUGAUAUUGAUUCUACGCGGACAUGUGGGCUGUUUCUCAGGGGCCCUUUUUUUUCAGCCAUCUCUAUCUUUCGUUUCUCCAAUACAUGUAUUUAAGUAUUUUCAUUUAUAUCAACAAUUCAAUUCAAUCUGGCCCUUAUCAAUCCCGCAUUAUUGCCUGUACCGCCUCGGUAUAUCUAGGGGCAGUAUACUGUUGGCGCCUCAACCCUGUACAUGCAGCAUCUAAGUUAAUAGCCUUUCCGGCUCCAACUGCCCUUGGUUCCCCGUUCGCCUAUCUGCCUUACUGCGCAGUUAUUAUAUGCCUUGCACCGAAGACAGGCAGCAUAUGUAGGCCGAAGGCAGGGGCCCGGGAGGGAAGAUCAACCCGCUCAUCGGGGUAAAGGCAAACAAAGUGAUAAUCGCAGCUGGUUUUCCGCCCCAGGUUCCUUGCCGAAGAUCCUGACAGGGGGUAGUUCAAUUGCUCGAUAUGGGCAGUCAACAUGGGACAAGCACAAGAUCAGUCUGAGUGCACACACGGCAAAGCUGGUUCUAGUCAGGCUGAGGAAAGCCGAGUGAGGCGGGUUGGUAAAUUGUUCAAUCCCGC
This is a messenger RNA of Trichophyton rubrum CBS 118892, 4068 nucleotides long. RefSeq lists its product as uncharacterized. The record is from RefSeq and is a predicted model, not a curated record. Lineage: Eukaryota; Fungi; Ascomycota; Eurotiomycetes; Onygenales; Arthrodermataceae. Bases 340 to 3318 code for a protein of 992 amino acids. The transcript has a single exon. Gene Ontology annotation, molecular function: protein binding.